Messenger RNA from Puccinia triticina, 372 nucleotides. RefSeq lists its product as uncharacterized. Lineage: Eukaryota; Fungi; Basidiomycota; Pucciniomycetes; Pucciniales; Pucciniaceae. The record is from RefSeq and is a predicted model, not a curated record. The coding region runs from base 1 to 372 and encodes 123 amino acids. The transcript is spliced from 2 exons.
AUGCCUCUAGGUAAACAAUUGCAGUAUCACCAGUGGCCACCAGAUUGGCCGCGCAAAGUCAAGCGGCUCGCCAGUAAAAUCCAACCCUCACGGGAAAGGAAGAAACUUGUGAGUAAACUUAAUGCCCUCAACGCCGAACGACGUUCGCCGGCAAAGAAGAUGUUUGACACUCCGGCGUCGUCAUAUUGCGCGUCGGACCGCAAUGGGAAGAGAAAGGCAACGGAACCCAUGGAAACUGACAACGAAGAGAGCUAUGAGAACGGAGGAGGGGAAGACAAAGACGAGGAAGAGGAGCCUAAGGAAAAACCAACUCGUGGGCGACCCCGUAAGGCCAUUCUCAAAGACGCUGCCAAGAGAUUAAAAAAGCUCUGA